AUGAUUAACCCCCACAAAUCAUCCAUAACCUUCUCGUCUAAAACGCCACCAGAAAUAAGGGAGAGAGUCAAGAAAGCUCUUGGUAUUGAAAAGGAGGGAGGUCAAGGGCUACCGGAAAGUUUUGGAAGGAAGAAAAAGGACCUGUUUACCUUGAUUGUUGAUCGCAUACACCAAAAAGCAGUCAACUAUUCAUCAAGAUUCCUCUCGAGCGCAGGAAAGCUGACUAUGCUCAAAUCCGUCUUGUCCGCAAUGCCCUCUUACUCCAUGUUGUGCUUCAAGCUACCUGCAGGAUUAUGCAAGAGGAUCCAGUCAGCUUUAACACGAUUCUGGUGGGACUCAAAACACGGAGUAAAAAAGAUGUGUUGGCUCUCAUGGGAAAAACUUACAAAAUCGAAACGUGACGGUGGGCUUGGUCUUCGUGAUAUCCAAAGCUAUAAUGACGCUUUCCUUGCCAAGUUGAGUUGGAGAAUCCUCAACAACCCACAGAGCCUACUCUCAAGAAUCCUCCAAGGAAAAUACUGCAAAGACCAUCACUUUCUGAGUGUCCCAAUGCCUUCUACAUCUUCCCACGGCUAG
Microthlaspi erraticum is the source of this 576-nucleotide messenger RNA. The record is from the annotation of a GenBank genome assembly. NCBI's taxonomy places the organism in Eukaryota, Viridiplantae, Streptophyta, Magnoliopsida, Brassicales, Brassicaceae.